ACAAAAACACACCGGGCAGAUUCAGGCAGCAGAGCACCGACACACGCACUGACAGUCAAUAACACUUUCCGCUGCCUGUUCACUCUCCUCAUGUCAACAAUAUGGAUUUGACCGCGUCUGCUAGAAACGGCGCCACUGGCUGAAACCCCUCUGUCUGUGAUUUAAGUGAACUCAGUCAGCAGACAAACCGCGCCUCCCCUCCUUGCUUCCUUCCUUCCUUCCUUAUUUCCCCCAGGCCGUGUUCAGUGGCUCUCUCCCCUGAUCGCGGCUUUCUAAUGGCAGACCCGGCGGAACCAGCACCGGCGAGCGUGGAGCCGGAGACGGCAGAACUCAUCAACGACGCAGAACUGGCUCUGAUAGGAAUUAACAUGCUGCUCAACAAUGGCUUCAAGGAGAGCGACGACCUCUUCAGAAAAUACAGGAACUACAGUCCCUUGAUGAGUUUUGGAGCCAGUUUUGUGAGUUUCCUGAACGCCAUGAUGACGUUUGAAGAGGAGAAAAUGCAGCUGGCGCUGGAGGACCUCAAAGCUACCGAGAAGAUGUGCGAGAGCGAAAACACUGGCGUCAUUGAAACCAUCAAAAACAAGAUCAAGAGGAAUAUGGAUUCUCAGAGACCUGGUGUGACUGUAGUGGAUCGGCUCCAGAGGCAAAUCAUCAUUGCAGACUGCCAGGUUUACCUUGCAGUGCUGUCUUUCAUCAAACAAGAGCUGUCAGCGUACAUUAAAGGAGGCUGGAUCCUCCGUAAGGCCUGGAAGAUGUACAACAAAUGUUACAGCGACAUCACACACCUGCAGGAGAGCUGCAGAAGAAGGGACUCGGGAGCAAAAGUGACACCGUCUUCAUCUCUGUCAUCGUCCUCUGAAGCGUCAGACCGCAGCUGCUCGUCUUCGCCCAGGCCGAGCCCGUCCCACAGGCUUGACGGCGUCAGCUCAGAGGCCCUGGAUAGACUCAAAGGUUCCGUCAGCUUCGGUUACGGCCUCUUCCACCUCUGCAUUUCCAUGGUGCCGCCACAUCUGCUGAAGAUCGUCAACAUGCUGGGGUUCCCAGGUGAUCGCCUUCAAGGCCUCUCAGCGCUCAUUUGUGCCAGUGAGAGUAAGGACAUGAAGGCGCCCUUAGCUACCCUGGCCCUCUUGUGGUACCACACAGUAGUGCAGCCUUUCUUUGCCUUGGAUGGCACAGACGUACAGGCAGGCCUCGCCGAGGCCAAGUCUAUUCUUCAGCGGAGGGAGACGACGUAUCCAAACUCCUCCCUCUUCAUGUUUUUCAAAGGCAGAGUCCAACGCCUCGAGUGCCAGAUCAGUAGCGCCUUGACGUCCUUCAGCGAUGCUUUAGAUCUGGCCUCCGACCAGAGGGAGAUCCAGCACGUGUGUUUAUAUGAAAUAGGUUGGUGCAGCAUGAUCGAGCUGAACUACAGAGAUUCCUACAAGGCGUUUGAGCGACUGAAGAUAGAGUCUCGCUGGUCCCAGUGCUUUUACGCCUAUUUAACUGCAGUUUGCCAAGGAGCCACAGGUGACCUGGAGGGAGCUCUCACUGUCUUCAAGGACGUUCAAAGACUUUUCAAGCGCAAGAACAAUCAGAUAGAGUUGUUCUCUAUGAAGAAGGCGGAGAAGCUGCGGAGUCCCUGUCUGACAAAGGAACUCUGCAUCCUGUGUGUGAUCGAGAUCCUUUACCUGUGGAAAGCGUUGCCCAAUUGUUCCACUGCCAAACUGCAGACGAUGACGCAAGUGCUGCAGAGCAUCGAUGAUGCCUCGUGUACCGGCCUGAAAAACCUGCUGCUCGGGGCCAUAAACAAAUGUCUUCAAAAUACCAAAGAUGCUAUUCUGUAUUUCCAGCUGGCCGAGCGGGAUGAGGUCGGUCGUCUGACCAACUCUUACGUUCAGCCGUACUCCUGCUAUGAACUGGGCUGUGUGCUGCUCAACAACCCAGAGUCUGCAGAAAAGGGUCACAUGCUCCUGCUUCAGGCCAAGGAGGAAUAUGCCGGUUAUGACUUUGAGAACCGUCUCCACGUCCGCAUUCACUCCGCUGUAGCUUCACUGAACGCCGCGGCUCAGCCUUGACUUGACCAGGAAGAGACUGUCUUUGAAAAAGCCACAGUACCACUCUGUUAACACAGGUUCCACUUGUUUAUUGGUACUUAAUUUAUUUCAACUGUACGAGCCAAAACAUGUUGAAAAUGUGCGCACUAUAUUUAUAUGUACAGUACGUGUUUUUACGGACAAACAGUUAUAAGACCAAUCUCGUACACAGUUUUUGGGCAAACGAUGAUUUUCACUGUUAAAAUUGGAUUUAACCAGAUCUAAUUUUAUACUUUUUGUCAGUCGGGUCAAUUCCAGAGACUCAGUAUUUACUCUGAGAAAAGUCAGGUCAAAUAUGUAAUGGCACAUAAAGUAUUAACUGCAAUGACUAAUGAAGCCUAUGUUGUCUUACCUUCUCAGUGUUAUUGACAUUUGUGCUGCUCCAUCGGCAUGAUCACUCAAGUGACACAGGUUGUAAAAAUGUGCCAGUGUGGUACCGUUUGCUGUAAACUGUUUCCUCCUUUAUAUUUGUUUGACAUAAUAAAAUGAACAGUGUUUUAUCCAGUA
This is a messenger RNA of Solea senegalensis (Senegalese sole), 2582 nucleotides long. Its product is annotated as tetratricopeptide repeat protein 39C-like. Bases 276 to 2057 code for a protein of 593 amino acids. Gene Ontology annotation, biological process: cilium assembly; otolith morphogenesis. The transcript has 14 exons. Lineage: Eukaryota; Metazoa; Chordata; Actinopteri; Pleuronectiformes; Soleidae. The record is from RefSeq and is a predicted model, not a curated record. Gene Ontology annotation, molecular function: protein binding.